GCCCCACCCGGGCGCUGGAACCCGCACCGCGUCCGGCCCGGGUCGGAUGGUUCCCCCCCGAGGUUGGCGUCUUCUACUGGGGCCGCCUCUGACCCGGAAGACGUGAUUUUCAAAGCUAAUUAUGAAAACAUUUGUCAUUGGAAUCAGUGGGGUAACAAAUGGCGGGAAGACAACACUGGCUAAGAAGUUGCAGAAACACCUCCCAAACUGCAGUGUCAUCUCUCAGGAUGAUUUCUUUAAGCCACAGUCAGAGAUAGAGACAGAUACAAACGGAUUUCUGCAGUAUGACGUGCUUGAAGCGCUUAACAUGGAAAAAAUGAUGUCCGCCAUUUCCCGCUGGAUGGAAAGCCCAAGACACUCACCGGUAUCAACAGACUCCGGAAGCACUGAGGAAAUUCCCAUAUUAAUCAUUGAAGGCUUCCUUCUCUACAAUUAUAAGCCCCUUGAUGCUCUGUGGAACAGAAGCUACUUUCUGACAAUUCCUUAUGAAGAGUGUAAGAGGAGGAGGAGUACAAGGGUCUAUGAGCCCCCAGAUGUCCCAGGGUACUUUGAUGGCCACGUGUGGCCCAUGUAUCUGAAGCACAGACAAGAAAUAGAGAACAUCACGUGGGAGAUUAUUUACCUAGAUGGAACCAAAUCAGAAGAGGACCUCUUUUCACAAGUGUAUGAAGAGCUAAAACAAGAACUAGCAAAGCAUAAGUGUAAGUGUCGUGGAUGGUGAAGAACAGCCAGGAAGAAGCGUUCAUUGCACACCCAAGAGCGGCUUCCCAGAAUGCUCCUGGAGGAGCGGGUGUAUCCUUUCCCUCUUUGCUUUGAAGACAAUUUCAAAUCAGAGACUCUGAAUGGGUUUGAGGCCUUGAUUAUUUUGUUUAUGAGGUUUUGUUUUUGUUGCUGGUUUUUUUUUUUUUUUAAGGGUGAAAAUGCCCACCCAAUGUUACAGCCCUUAACGAUGUUUAUGUUACAUAGUUUAAAUUUUCUAGUAGAUGGCUGUCAUUUCAGUGGGACUGACAUUAUCCUUUGGGCAGAGUGAAAUUAAAAGGCUAAUGAUCCCCUUUUCAUAUGUCUAGAGCUCCCCUUCUGCUUUAGUUCUCUUGAAGAUUUCCCAUGAACUUAUUUUUCCCAGAUACCUCAAAAAUAAACACAGGAUGUUAAAAAAAUAUAUAUUUAUGGAG
Messenger RNA from Neogale vison (American mink), 1172 nucleotides. RefSeq names its product nicotinamide riboside kinase 1 (gene NMRK1). Gene Ontology annotation, cellular component: cytoplasm. The record is from RefSeq and is a predicted model, not a curated record. The transcript is spliced from 8 exons. NCBI's taxonomy places the organism in Eukaryota, Metazoa, Chordata, Mammalia, Carnivora, Mustelidae. The coding region runs from base 122 to 721 and encodes 199 amino acids.